AUGGAAAGAAUGGAUCUUUCCGAUAACAGGGGUCCAACCAUUAUCGCUGUUGGCUAUUCGACAUGGGCAGUAGCCAUUGCCACUCUUGUGCUACGUCUCGCGAGUCGAAAAGUCAGAGGAGUCAAGCUCGGGAUUGAGGAUUGGCUCAUCUUGGCGUCUAUUCCAUUCUCUUUAGUUCACGUAGUGUUCUUCGCCAGCUACGGCGUCCAGAAUGGAUUUGGCAAACAUGUUUUGGCGAAUAAGAUAGAUUCGGUAAGAAACUGUGCGUUUGCACUCUUCAUUGGCGAAGUAUGCUACAUCUGGACACUCUGUCUGGUCAAAUUAUCCAUCUUGGCCUUUUAUUGGCGUACGUUUGGUAUUGAGAAAUCCAUCCGGAUCCCUAUCAUUGCCAUUGGGGUCAUCACUCUCGUUUGGGCCGUUGGGGUAUUCCUCACUUCGAUGUUUAGGUGUCGGCCCGUGCGCGCGAAUUGGGAACAAUACAAUCUUGUCCAUCCUAUGCCUAAGAGCGAGUACGUGUGCGAUGUGGAAAGAUUCCACUUGUACUACGGAAGCGGAAUACCCAGCAUCGUGACCGACUUCGCCGUGGUCGUCCUCCCGACACCCUACAUCUGGAAGCUCCAGCUCCCAAAAUCACAGAAAAUCGCCAUUUCCGGCAUCUUGCUCGUUGGUCUCUUUGUUACAGCUGUGUCAAUUGUACGACUUAAAAUGCUUCUUGUUAUUCAAUCAAAGAAUCUUGAUGUGACAUGGAAUGCAGUCGAUGCCAUAAUUUGGCAGUUGGUAGAGCCAAACGUGUCCAUCAUGUGUGCCUGCGUGGUGUUUAUUAAACCCAUCCUGGGUAAACUCGGUGAAGCAGUCAACUUGUCCAAACUCUCAUUGUUGACAAGUUUUGUAUCGUCAAACAUGUCAAAGGGGCAGUCAACCACUUCCGCAGCCUCCGCAAACCGAUGGUACGCCAGUGGUCAGGACACCGAGAACAUAUCAAUGAACGACCGCCCUGCUACGUAUAUGGCUGAUGAAAACAUUUUGCCCUACAGGCCAGAGCCGGGAUAUAACAGAAGUAGUGUUGAACUACAAUCACUGGCAACAAAACCAAAACAAUUCCCAAAUUGA
This is a messenger RNA of Clonostachys rhizophaga, 1110 nucleotides long. The record is from the annotation of a GenBank genome assembly. NCBI's taxonomy places the organism in Eukaryota, Fungi, Ascomycota, Sordariomycetes, Hypocreales, Bionectriaceae.